AUGUUGUCUCUAGGUAUAUCUUUUUUGGCAAAUUUUCUGCUUAGUUGCGUCUCCGCCAAAGACGUGUACUACGAUUGGCAUAUAACUUGGGUCACUGCUGCCCCUGACGGAUAUGAGCGUGAAGUGAUCGGAAUCAACAACAAGUGGCCUUGCCCUCAGAUUGAUGUCGAAGUUGGAGACCGUCUCAUCAUAGAUGUUCACAAUGAUCUGGGUAAUCAGGAAACUGGAAUUCACUGGCAUGGCCUCCACCAAUAUAUGACCGGAUAUAUGGAUGGCGCACCUGGUGUAACGCAGUGCCCCAUCCCCCCUGGUCGGAUGAUGCGCUAUGUCGUCGAUGUCAAUCAAACUGGCACCUACUGGUAUCAUUCUCAUUUCAUGGGCCAGUAUCCAGACGGUCUGCGCGGAGCGCUUAUUGUUCACGAUCCCAAUUCCCCAUUCAAAUUUGAUGAUGAAUUCACCAUGCUACUGUCGGACUGGUAUCAUGAAGAGAUGACAGCAUUGGUUGCACAGUAUAAGGCUGAGAACAGUGAUCCAGCGACCGGGGGUUUAGAGCCCCUUCCCGUCGCGGCUCUGAUCAACGAUGCCGUGAACGCGACCUUUCCCGUCAAGCCAGGGAAGACAUAUUUGGUGCAUCUAAUAGUGAUUGGAAACUGGCCUGGAUUCGCGUUCUUAUUCGAUGAUCAUGAAAUGACGGUGGUUGAAGUCGACGGGAUCUAUGUUGAGCCGUUUCCAGUUGGAGGACGCAAUUUGCGGCUUGCAACGGGCCAACGUAUGAGCGUCUUGAUUCAUACCAAAGAGAGCACAGCCCAAAACUACGCAUUCUGGACCAUUAUGGAUGUCAAUAUGAUGUUCGUUUACGAGAACCGCACUAUUCCAGAUGGGUAUAACCCAAAUGGAACAGCUUGGCUAGUGUAUGACGAGGCCAAACCUUUACCUGCUCCGCCGACUUUGUAUGAAUUUGAUUUUGUGGAUGAUCUGGAGUUGACUCCGUUUGAUCGUCAACCGCUGCUCGAACCCGUCGACCAUCAAAUUAUCAUGGACUUCAAUUCAGCCGAAGUUGAAGGAGGCUUGGCGCGAUUCGUUGUUAACAACCACACCUACUAUGAGCAAGAUACACCCACCAUGUACACGACUCUUUUGAAAGACGCUCACCAUACGUCUCAGACCAAUGUGUCAGCUUAUGGAGCAGUCAACCCUUACGUGAUUAACUAUGGCGAUGUCGUUGAGAUCGUGCUCAAUGACUAUCAUGGAAAUCUCCACCCUUGGCAUCUGCACGGGCAUCAAUUCCAAUGUCUUCAGAGAACUUGGCCAGACGGAGGGUACUUCGAUGGCUACUUUGCCAAUAUUUCAGCAACUCCAGUCCGGCGUGACACGCUCAUGGUGCAAAACCACGGUCAUUUUGUCAUCCGAUUCCGAGCCACCAACCCAGAUAAGUCCCCCCUGAUGAUAAAUUCUCUUCUUUUUCCCCAAGAUAGAAUCAACUGA
Penicillium macrosclerotiorum is the source of this 1485-nucleotide messenger RNA. Its product is annotated as conidial pigment biosynthesis oxidase Abr1/brown 1. Gene Ontology annotation, biological process: reductive iron assimilation; cellular response to iron ion starvation. The transcript is spliced from 2 exons. Lineage: Eukaryota; Fungi; Ascomycota; Eurotiomycetes; Eurotiales; Aspergillaceae. The record is from RefSeq and is a predicted model, not a curated record. Gene Ontology annotation, molecular function: copper ion binding; ferroxidase activity. Bases 1 to 1485 code for a protein of 494 amino acids. Gene Ontology annotation, cellular component: high-affinity iron permease complex.